This is a messenger RNA of Drosophila eugracilis, 903 nucleotides long. Its product is annotated as ubiquitin-conjugating enzyme E2 4. The transcript is spliced from 2 exons. Gene Ontology annotation, molecular function: ubiquitin conjugating enzyme activity. Gene Ontology annotation, cellular component: nucleus. The record is from RefSeq and is a predicted model, not a curated record. Gene Ontology annotation, biological process: ubiquitin-dependent protein catabolic process; protein polyubiquitination. The coding region runs from base 174 to 821 and encodes 215 amino acids. Lineage: Eukaryota; Metazoa; Arthropoda; Insecta; Diptera; Drosophilidae.
CUAGAGUAGGCGGUGUUUUUAUAUUUAUAAAAAAUUCAAUGAAAAACAGCAAAAUUCUGGAUUAAUUUUAUGUCCACAUAGUUUUGAAGGUACCUCUGUGUAGCAGACGAGUGCACUCAAAAUCCCAGUAGUUCCGAUACGGAGACGGCACAGGCCCGAUCGCCAGCAUACUGAUGGCCAAGCAAAUGGUUGUGAACACGACGUCGCCAAUGACUGGGCGGCGCCUGCAUCGGGAUGUUAACCGGCUGCUGGCCUCGGGUUACCGCACCACCGUGGAUGAUGACAUGGCCAACCUGGAUGUCCGUUUCGAGGGGCCACUGGGCACCGCCUACGAGGGCGGCGUGUGGUCGGUAAAUGUGGCCAUACCGCAGGAAUAUCCCCUGAAGGCGCCGCGCGUCCGUUUUGUCACCAAGAUCCUGCACCCAAACAUCGAAUUCACCACUGGCCUGGUCUGCAUGAAUGUCUUUAAGCAGGCCUGGUCACCCAGCUACGACCUAGUGAACAUUUUCGACACCUUUCUGCCGCAGCUGCUACGACAUCCCAAUCCGUUUGACCCAUUGAAUCACAGAGCCGCCUCCCUCAUGAAGCACUCGGAGAAGCUCUUCCGUGAGCAUGUUAUCAUCUGCUUGAAGAUGUACGCCCGGCCCGUUUUCGAAGCACCGAAGAACCUGGCGGAGGAGGGUCUCGAGAAGCGGUCCUCGGACCUCAGUCUUUCCGAUCUGUUGUCGGACGAGGAUGAUGAUCAAGAUGGAGAAGAUAACCACAACAAUGACUCCUCUAUCGCACUGCCAGGUGACGGGGCAGAUCAAGCUGGCGUUUAAGUAUUUGGAUGGAAUUUUUUGUGUCUUUGUAAGAGAGAAAUUUGUAUAUGAGCAAAUAUAUCGAAAUUUUAAGUACGAUGAA